AUGAAACCCAUCGACGACAAGAAGGACAAAAUGGUAACAAGGGCAGUGCCCCGAUAUGAAGAAGGGAAGAAAAGAGUUGAGAAGACAGAGCUUAAAACCGACAACAUCGAUACCAUUAAGUAUGUGGGAAAAAAGCUCAUCGACAAGGGGCUGCUGCGCAUGGAAAGGCACCCAGUUGAUGGGUUAGGCGCGAUCGGAAAACCGCCGCCGAAGUCAGGACACGGCGGGAAGUACACGUGGGAAGGACCCGAUGACAUGGCGGAGAACGAGCUGGAAGCUGCGCCACCGGCGAUUGAUGAGAAGGAUCCGAACUAUGUAGAUGAGGAGGAGGAAAAGAAGAUUGUGAAAGAAGAAGAGAGUGAUGAGUUGGUUGUUGGCGAGGUGGAGGUAGUAGCUACGCAGGCAAAAGAUGUAGCUAGAGUUGAGGUUGAUCCUCACUUGAAGCUUUGA
Hevea brasiliensis (rubber tree) is the source of this 450-nucleotide messenger RNA. RefSeq lists its product as uncharacterized. The transcript has a single exon. The record is from RefSeq and is a predicted model, not a curated record. The coding region runs from base 1 to 450 and encodes 149 amino acids. Lineage: Eukaryota; Viridiplantae; Streptophyta; Magnoliopsida; Malpighiales; Euphorbiaceae.